Molecule: messenger RNA, 13997 nt
Organism: Hylaeus volcanicus
Lineage: Eukaryota; Metazoa; Arthropoda; Insecta; Hymenoptera; Colletidae
Product: RNA-binding protein fusilli
Exons: 10
Coding region: 635-3049 (804 amino acids)
Biological process (GO): regulation of RNA splicing
Cellular component (GO): ribonucleoprotein complex; nucleoplasm
Molecular function (GO): mRNA binding
Source: RefSeq, a predicted model, not a curated record
ACACUCCCACCAGUGCGCGCGAGUCGGUCGUGCGGGAAGGAAGCACACGGGCAAUGGGAGCGAGCGAGAAGGGUCCUCUCUACUAACGAGUGACCGGGUUCGACGCGCAGUCGCCAGGUGAGGCAACAACGACGUGUGCGCGCAACGGUCGGCCGGUUGUUCGCCAGUGUUGCACGAAACUUUGCCACUCGCGACGGCGGUCUCAUCGACGAAGACAGAGCCGCGGAGAAACGAUUUUUUACUCGCGGGUGCUGAACGUUCGCGGAGUUAUCGUGCGAUACCUGCGCAAACGUGGCGCGCGUACGUACGUGUGCAUCAAUCGACACGCGAUCCAACGGUUAUCGAUCGAUCCAUAACCUCAAAUAUCGCGUUCAGUAAGCGAUAUGUCGCGCCAGGAUACCGACAGUCUGUGAAGUUAGCGUAGUGUGAUCGGUUCAGGUGAGAAAAAGGGCCGAAGGUUGAGCUUUUUUUUUUGCCACCGCGUACCCAGGACACGGCAACGUCCGUUCCGUCCGUGUUCGGCGUGAAGUGUGAACCUCCUUCGACAGGUUUUCGGUUCAGGUGUACGUUGAUCCAACAGUGGGAAUAAGCAGUGCAAGAACGGAACGAGAGGAACGAAGUAACCCUGGCAAAGAUGCAGACCACGGGAGCGAGGGGACCGACUCACCUGGUUGCCCUUUACGUGGCGACGGCCGGUCUCCAGGGUAAUGCUCUCGGCUCUGACGAAGAGGAAAUCACGCUGUUGGUGUACGUGCUCAUCGACGUGCUGCAAAACAAGGUGCUGGGAAGGCAGCAGUACAUUGUACGACCGAUGGUAAUGGACGAAAGCUGUACGCCUGGAACCGGUAGCGACAAUCCGGCGGUCGCCGGAAGUAGCGGUGUUAUCAGCGAAGCAGCACUGGCGCAUGCUCCAGCGUUAACCGAGAAAACGGUUCGAGAACACGGAAUUCCGUUGGAGCAAGCGGUCGAGCAGUUCGAAGCAUGGUGGUCUUCCAUGUCCUGCGUGACGUCAGGCACCGCACCGAGAUUCGUCGUAGACGGACAGGCGCCUUUGAGACAAUGCCUGCAUCCAGAGGCCUGCAACAAAGACAUCGAGCUGCCAGAACAUUACAACUUCUUCCACGACCUCCGCAAGGAAUUCGUCGCCUGCUACUCUACCCACGGGGAACUUUCGACCUUUGGUAUACAGGAGAUGCUGGAAUAUUUCGGUCUACCGUCCGAUACGGAAAACGACUAUCACGUGAAGGAGAUACAGGAUAUGAUCAGCGUGAUACAAAGAAUGAUCAAAGACGGUCACGUUUUCCAAACUCCUGAAGUAAUUAAUAUUAUCUUAGAACCUGGUAUAUGCUCAAAAGAUGAAGAAGUUGACAAUGGCUGUGUAGUAAGAGCACGAGGUCUUCCUUGGCAAUCGUCUGACCAGGACAUAGCAAAAUUUUUUCGUGGCUUAAAUGUUGCCAAGGGUGGCGUAGCUCUGUGUUUAAGUCCUAUGGGAAGACGUAACGGAGAAGCAUUAGUACGAUUUGUUAAUAAAGAACACAGAGACAUGGCAUUAAAAAGACAUAAACAUCAUAUGGGUGGACGAUACAUAGAAGUUUACAAGGCUUCUGGGGAGGAUUUCGUCGGCGUUGCAGGAGGAACAAGUGGGGAGGCUCACGCAUUUUUGUCACGGGGAGCCCAAGUCAUUGUUAGAAUGAGAGGCUUGCCAUAUGACUGUGUAGCUAAGCAAGUGCUGGACUUCUUUUUAUCAGGGCAAAAGCCCUGUCACGUGUUAGACGGGGAAGACGGAGUCCUAUUUGUCAAGAAACCAGAUGGCAGAGCAACUGGAGACGCUUUCGUUCUUUUUGCGAAAGAAGAAGACGCUGUGAAGGCAUUGAGCAAACACAGAGAUUGCAUUGGUAGUCGGUAUAUCGAACUUUUUCGCAGUACAAUUGCUGAGGUGCAACAGGUCUUGAACAGGGCAAUUGACCCGAAACAGGUCGUACUCCCGACGCCACCUAUCCCACAGCUUCCACCAAUACUUCCGCAACACAUCAUCACGUCCGGUACGCGUAAAGAUUGCGUUCGAUUGCGCGGUCUUCCUUACGAAGCUCUCGUAGAACAUAUUCUCGAAUUUAUGGGCGAGCAUUCCAAGAAUAUCGUCUACCAAGGUGUUCACAUGGUUUACAAUGCUCAAGGUCAGCCCUCAGGCGAGGCGUUCAUUCAAAUGGACAGCGAAAGUUCGGCGUUCGCGUGCGCGUCGCAACGGCAUCAUCGAUACAUGAUAUAUGGCAAGAAACAACGGUACAUCGAAGUGUUCCAGUGCAGCGGGGACGAUAUGAAUCUGGUAUUGACAGGUGCGGUAACUCAGCCGUCAACCAAGGCUCUGCUAUCACCCGGUACGUUGACCACACAAAAUCCUGCAACUUUGACACAUCCGCCUCCGCCUACGCCGGUACCGGUACAGGUACCGACGGCGCAACCUCCCCUCUGGGACAUUCACGCGUUAGUGCAGGCCCAAGCCCAAGCACAGGCGCAGGCUCAAGCGCAGGCUCAAGCGCAGGCUCAAGCUCAGGCUCAAGCGCAGGCGUUACGAAACCAAGAUUUCUGGCUAAUGGCUUUAGCCUCCAAUCCACCGCCCACUUCCACUACUCCCGCAUCCCCAACUUCGUCGGCCACGACUAAGACGCUCGCGCUACCUGGACAUAAUCAGCAUCAGAUCCCUGCCUAUGCCAUGUCACCUCCAGCGGCAGCCGCUGCCGCCGCGGCCGCUGCGGCGCUUCACGCUCAACCACCGACACAUGCGCCAUUCUUAUUCUUCAAUGUUCCUUCGCGAAUCCCUAUUCUGCGGGGACCAGCGCCCCACGGUCUGCUGACGCCCAUCGUCCAGGCACCUUUGAAUCCUGCCGCCAUAAUGGGAUUGAAACGAUCAUGGGAAAGCGCUUUCCCGCCCGACGCAUCCGGCACCGUCGCGAAACGCGCCACGUGGCACUCGCCAGCGGCCGCGUUCGCUCAAGCUCCAACUGCGGCACCUGGUUUGCCUUACCCUGCUCAAUUUUAUCCUCAGAUUUGAAGGAUCGAGCCGUGCCAGUGUCGAUCGCCGCGGUAACAACGGACCAAGUCGGUAAUCAAGGAUCUUCAUUUAACGGGUGCUCCGUUUUCCAUACACUUUCCACUGGUCGCGUUUAUCGUCCAAUGCGAAAACGUUCGUUCCUUUAUGAAGUAAUGUCUCGCUUUUUGAUGAAAUCAACGCAUGUAUAGGGUAUCCUAUCUAAAUCGUUUCUCUUGGAUAUACCUGCAUCGAUAGUAACGGCAAAUGUAUCAGACAAAAGGAAGGUUGUAGAGAGUAGUUGAAGAAGAUAGCUUUCGGUAGGUGGAGCGAUCAAUAUCUUCUUUUAAAAUGGAAGUACCAGAAGUCUCGUACACUUUCAAUAAAAGCUUAACCACAUUAAAUUAUUCACUCCUUAAAGCUACAUACUUUUUAUCUAAUACAUUUGCCAGUAUGAUCGACAAUUUCACGACCAGAUAUUUAAAGGGAUCGAUUUCCACAGGUCGCUGUAUACAUGCAUCGGUAGCUGGAAGUUCGUUAUUUAAUUCAUCAUUCUUACGGUUGUAUCUCAUUCACUGCCCUCGUCGAAAUGGCUCGUUUCAGUUGGGCCAGUUUCUAGAGCAAAAUCUCGAUCGAUUCUCUGUUCACGAUAAUCGAGGCUUCUGAUUCUUCGUAUCGUGAAGAGUAGCUUCCACGUGGGUUUUUGCGACGACCGAUCGAAACGUUCUUCACGCGUGAAAGACACGGGAUAAUGUUUUUCUCGUUUGCAUCGUCGCUGUGCAAAAUUUUGUCGUAUUAUUAAGACGUACGAUUCAGUUUCUCCAUGAACGUACACAGUACAUGAUUCUGUUCGCUAUAGUUAUUUCCUGACAUUCCACAUAGCACUUUGUGCAAGCCUCCCUCUUUUGUAUCGGUGUACGGUGACUGUUAUUUAGAGGCCCUUUGUUCUUGGACUCUUUCCUCCAAUUUUCAGACUUGUUUUCCAUUUUGAUACUUAUUUCGAGCAACAGUACUUAGAGUGUUUUAUGUGUUACUUUAUUAUAUAUAUAUAUAUAUUUCUUUUUUAUUAAACGUAACAUGCACAUUUUAGACGUCACUUAUUGUUAGUAGACGGCGUCUUGUUUUGUCGUGUGAACUCUGAUAUAAUUCGCGCGGAAGAUCGUGUCGUUUCACGCAAUGUGCAACAAAGUGCCUUUAACGUAAACGCGAUCGAGGACUCUCCGAUUCAGGUUUUUCCUCUGGAGAUUUCCUGAUUUAUAUGAAUGUGUAAAUAUAUACAUAUAAAUUUAUAUGUUAUAUAUACAAAUAUCUAAGUACAGACCCAAGCAUAUACAUAUAUAUAUAUAUAAAAUUUAUAUAUUUUGCUAGAAAUAUUUUUAUUAGUGAAUAAGCAAUGGACAUUCCAUCCAAUGUUAUCGAUUUCUUAAGCUCCAGAAUCUUUGGAGGGUAGCUAUACUUUUACGCGGCAUCUAUUUUACGCGCGGUCAGAAACGAAAGAAAAAAAACAAUGAGCCCGGUUACGUCGCAGUUUCGCUCAAAUGGUUUGCACUGUAAUGCUCGAGAGCUUCCCGAGUCGAACAGGUCCGACGUGACAGACAAAUUCCCACGACGAAGUUCACAAACCCAUUUCUAGCCUCUCGCCACAUUCCUAAAAAAAAAUAUAUAGAAACAAACGCGUUUCGACGUUCACGUACGUCUGUGUUGAGUCGAAAGUCGCAGGGAGUACUCAAGCUACAAACAGGAAAUCGGAACAGCAUGCUCGAACGUGUUAUUAUUGUUUUUUACGCGAACAUUCUCUUGGUUGGUGCAGAUACGUCCAUCGAUUGGACAGUUGUGUUAAACGUUACGAGGGCUUCGCGAACGAUGCAAACCAAGGAGGUGUAGCCAGCAGACAUUUUCAACUAUUAAUCCUUUGCAUUUCAUAUAUUUACUUUGGACUAGCAACUCCGAGUGAUUUUGCAAAUAUUUGUCAUACUUCUUACAGCUGAUUUUUUUUGCAUACAAAUUAAUAUAAAGAAAUAUUAUACUUGAAUAUUCUAUCUUUAGGAAGUCGGUCACCUCUCGAGUGCAAAGGGCUGAAGUUGAAGAGAAAGGAUUCGUUAACCCAGAUAUGGCUGAAUUUGUUUUUUAAAAUAUUUUAUUAUGACCAGUUGAGGUGCCAAAAGUUUCAGACAUCUCUAAAAUGAUCCACCAUCUGGAAGGAAAUCUAGGAAUUUACAGAAAUAAUACUCCGCGAGACUUUUGAAUUAUUUAUAGGAUUACAUAGACCAGUUUCAUUUUUUCCACUCGUUUUAUUUAACAUACUUGCAAACCUUUCUGGAAGGACGUCUGCCAUAACUGGGUUAAUUACUUGGAUCCGUUUAUCAACUGAGCAAUUGAUAGAGUAAUCUGAUCCAGGAACUGAAAGAUUCGGAUUGAAAUCAGGAAUCAAAUGGAUCAGUGAUUUCUUCGAGUAAAUAUUAAGGUGUCCCAAAAAGUAUUGCGAAUAUCAAAAUCUUAAUAUAAUUUCACCCAAACUAUGAAUGUAUUCCUCAGUAACGCCAUUAUGGUUCUUUUUGGACGCGUAAUUGUUGAAUCAAAUUGCUGAAUGAUUACGUUAUGGCUUCGGGAAAGUGAUAGUCGGACAGAGAACAAAGUCUGGACUGUACACUGGGUGAAUUGUAGUUUUAAUAAUAGAAUUAUAGUUUUGUUUUCCGAUAAUGGUGCGAACUCAUCAAACCUUUUAUUUUAUCGCAACUCAUUCGAAAGAUAAACCAAACGAACAAUGAAAACGUAAACGAACGCAGGAUAUAUUUUUGUAAUCAGCACAAAAACGAACUAUCCAAUAACGUAUCGAUACUUACAAUACUACUUCACUUCGAUAAAUGGUUUACAAAUAACCAGAAAGCAAGGUGACUAAAAUGCGCAAUAUUUGCUGGGACACCUAAUACAGUGUUUCUCUAACAUCCCUCACUUUAUUUCUAAUCAUCUCAUCAAAUUUAUAUUUGCUCAACAUUUGUACAGUUUCGUUAACAUUUUUUUGUGUCUCUAAUCAUAUUCAUCAAUUUCUAUUCUGCUUUCGUUAAAAAUAAUAAGAGGUAAUUAAUUUUUAUUUUACGAGCAAGAUUGUUUUAACUGAAAUUAUAGCAAUGAAGAUUUCUCGAUGCUAACGGUUAUACAAAAUUCAUUUAUGUUUAAAUUUAAAUUGCAAAGUACGAAGCAAUUUAAUUUCAACUAUGUUAUUACGUAUACAUUUGUAACAUAAUCAAAUUGUACUCCACUCCACAAGAAAAGGUCUACCGAAAGGUGAAGUUUGAGAAACACUGCUAAUACAUCCAAGUAUCUAGAUCCAAUUAUCAUCUGCAUCCUAAUAACACUUAAUACAUGCAAAUCUUUGUAAUUCUCCCACGGUGUAUCGUUACCUAGGCCUCGUAACUUGUGAUUGUUAACUUGGUGUCGGCAGUGUUCACCCUUUCGACGCUCUUCCACGGUUUAAUAUUUUGUGAUAACGUAGUUGGUGGAUAGAACCAGAGAUGGGCAAAAUUUUAUUCCACCGAUAACGAAUGAAAGGAACAGAAAUUUAUUCAAUUAAAUAUUUAAAUGUUCAUUUACUCGCGUUCAUUCCAUAAUCUCGCUUCUUAUUUUUAUUUAACGAGCGAGUUAUUCUUUACUCGUUAGUCGAAACUUUAUCUAAAUAAAAUUUCGCUCAUUUCUGGAUAUAAUUAUUAAAGACGAGGCAACAUUGAGUCUACGCGGAAAACUCGUUACUCCAGUCACUGAAACACACUAAAAUACGAACAAAAUUAUGAAAAAUAUCCGCGUUAAAGUGAUUCUUCGCGUGUAUCUCUAUUAAUAAUCCCGCAAUCAUUAAUUCCCACGAAGAUCAGCAAUAUCUUCACAAUGAAUUCUAAAGUGACUGGACCACGUGGAAUGUUCGUACGCGUGAACGACAAUCGUGCAUACUGCCAUGCCUACGAAAAAGCUUUUUCAUGGUCCUUCGCGAUCAGGAAGCUUCGCCUUUUGUUCCGACUCUCUGUGUGGUUUUUGUGCGUACUUGGUGUGUUAACGCGAAAAAAAGUUUCUUCUUGCCACGUGUUCUCUUUCUAUCAUUUUUUCUCUCCCUCCCCCCCCCCCCACCCAUUUUUUUUACAUUUAGACGCAAUAACGAGGCGAUUCCGAAACGCGGAAACGCGCAACACAAAUCGUCGUUGCCUCAGAAGCAUAAAGUCCGCGGGUAUAGAAACGAUUGGUUUGCAUGUCGUGGUUUUGUGGAGGGACGUGCAUACCUGCAAGUACCUGUAAUGAUCUUUCUUCGUUAGCUAUCGUUCACGACCAAACAAGGUUACGUAAUCGCGUCAAUUUCGUUCUUCCUCGCGUAACUACGUUCAUUAUAAUAUUAGUCGUAUAAUUUUUUCCCCUCCUCAAAGUUGUUCCUCCGUUUUCCCCUCCUCUUGCAUUCCUCACCUACCGAUACACGUACCCACACACAAAUACACACACACACGCAUACAUAUCUCGUAACAAUUUUUUUUCUUGUACUUUUACAUGUAAUCCUACAUAAUUUCGCACAAGCCUCUCUCUGUUUGACAGGAUGCGGUAGCGUAUUACAUAGAAUCGAGUAGUAGUACUUUGGUACAGAGGUGGGGAACGUUUCUCUCGGUGUAGUUUUAGUCGAUGGUGAUCGACUAAUCACCACGAUUCGAAUACUAUUAUUUAUUCGACCGUUUGAAAUUGUUUAUGCAGACGAGAAUUUUGCCCAUCUCUGCUUUGGUAUACCUAGUCCUGUUUUGUCGUUACAAAUUGCUGUGCAAAGUGUGCACGGCCUUCGAUACUUCGCGCGUUCUCAGAGGUUGAUGAGUACAAUGAGUUCGAAGCGCGCAAGGAUGAGACCGUGUCUAAUUACUAGACCGUGGAUUUCUAUGCGUUUAUGGGAAACGAAAGUACGGAGAAAUCCGUAUGAAAACGUCCAUGAAUGCAAAAGUACGUAAAACGUCAAAAAUAAUACACGUGGUACAGCGUUUAGAAGAUGAGACAAACUUUCAUCUAAGCUUAAAUCUUUUUUCUAUAUCCGAGAAAAUAUGAAUUUGCAUUAACAUCCACGGUCUACUAAUUACCUGUGCUGUUAUAUUAUUCUCCAAAUUUUUACAUCCAUUCACGGUUGAAAUGUUAGCACCGAUACUUCAAUUAUUAGAUAAUCAAACGGCUCUGUUAACCAACACUCGGUGUACUUUACUUCUUAUUGACUUCUUAUCGAAGAAAAGCACCGCUCAGGCCACGAAGAGUGCACUUUGGUAUCCGAGAUUUGCGCACACUUUGCAUUCCAAUCUUACUAAUGUAACUCGAGAAUCGGGUAUUGCCUGCCGAUUAUAUAUUUACGUCGGGAUUACGCUUCCUGAUUCGGCUUCACCCUAGCAUUAAUAGACAUCCUAGAAAUUAGAUUUCGCGAGGCGACGCGAAACGGAAGGGCAACCCCUCGGAGCUGUCCUAACUCUUCGCAGCGCAGUCAUUCGAAUAGCUUCGAGGCCUUUCGAGAAGGAUACAAAAGAAUCGAAGUCGGGGAAACGCGUGAGAAAAUACGAUGGUGCAAGGUGGUGCAGAUCAGUGUUGAGCAAUGAUUUGUAAUUAAUUUAGUAGCAAUCGUUAGCACGUAUUGUCAGGUGAACGCGUUCGUGUUCUGCAAUCUGAGAAUCUGUAACCGUUUCUUAAUCUUAUCGUUGAUAAAAUUGUCGGAGAUAGGCAUAGGUUGUUGAACUUUUCAGAGCAAUGAGGCAUUGGCCAAUUCAGUAAUUUAGACGUUAUGAUUUAUUAUUUCGUUUUUGAUAUAAACCUCUGAUAACUUUGUGACUCGUAAAAGUUGGCGGCAAAUUAUUAAACUUUUCCGAGCAUUGAGGCAUUGGUCACACAAAUCAGUAAUUUACCCAUCGUAAUUUAUUACUGUUACGUUUAUUGUUACCAUUUCAAUUUCAAUCUCUCACAUUUGGCAACUUCGUGACUUCUAAACACUCGACCUGAAACCACGAUUAUUGCAACUUGCCCAACACUGCUGCAAACUUCUAAGAUAAAUGAUCAAAGCAGCUGAUCCUUGAUGCUAAUCGCCACGUGUUCGCGAAGAGUUUAGGGAUCGUGGACGCUCGCGGCGAGAUUUAUGGGGUUUCCGCGUCGCGUCGCCUCCAUGGGGGCGCAUCUUGGUGUGUUUUGAAAACGUAUAAUAAAUGUAUCGAUCGAGCACGUGGAGACGUUCACUCUGGGCCCCUUCUUGUCCCAAAAGAAUCUUAAUGUCGAUGUAAAAUUAAUUCUAGUCGAAGUUAGAUUUAGGAGACAGGGAGAUCUCGAGGAACUUCUCGACGAGCUCGACUCCUUUAUUACAAAUACCAUUACCAUCGAUGAUUGCGGCCCGUACGGUACGUAAGAUGCGCCUUCUCGAUAAACGAGACACGCGUGCAUCGAACGGAGGACUUUGUGCGUCGAUAAACCGAGCGAUCGAGGAAUCUGGGCUCUCAGAAGUGGGCAAAAUUUUAUUCGAAUAACAGAUGACGAACGAGAAAGAUAGGAACAUCGUACAGUAAUUUAUUCGCAACUUUGAUGCAUUCGAGGCAUAAUUCAAGUAUAAUUUGAUUGCACAAUCCAGAAUGUGUAAUUUUUAUUUUUAGUUGAUUUAAAUUUCAAUAGAAUCAAUGCAUUUUUGCAAAUAAUUACUAGAAAGAAUUUCGCAGUAUUACCUUCGAACACCUCAAAUUAUCUAAUUUAAACUUGCACGAGACCACUGAAUUUUUGUAAAGAAUCAGUUAAAAGAAUCUUGCAAACUUACCUUGGACCUCGAAUUAUCUUUCACGUCGAAUGUUGAAUCGAACUUCUUAAAUUUAAGGAACCCUGCAAAUAAAUCGCUGUGUAGACUUUUUAUUCGACUAAAAUUCCGCCCAUUUCUUCUUUAACAGAAUGAACUUCUGUCCUGAUCUAGUAACGCGUAACAGACGCAGAGCCUAAUUUUUAAAUCUCACGAUCCUCGUCGUAGCUCAACUUACCGACUCGCAAUCUCUUCCAAAUGUGUAUUACCUGCCAUUAGCUUUCGCUGGGCACUCACACGAGCCGUAUUAUACACGUAUCCACAGGCUACUGAGGGGAAGAAAGGUUGAGUGCUCGUGUGUGUGGGAGUUAGAGUGACAGGGUGCGAGAGGAUGGAAAAUUGAACGAGCGAGGGAGUAGCAUUAUAGACACUAUCGUCCUCCGUACUAACUCAAACGAAGCUCGUCAUAUCAAAGGCCGUGGCAUUUUUCCUAUUGCGUUGAAUGUGUUGUCUGGUUAUUGUGAAUCGCUAACAUGGUGACUGACAGUGUCGUCCCUUUGCAAAUUUACAUUUAACUAAUUGUCGCCGGUACUGGUUAUUAUCAGUACGAACGUUUGUCGCUAUUAUCCAGAGGCUGACCGAGAGACGUUCUUUGUGUGAACUAAUUAGACACUGUUUAGGGGCCUUCGGAUAGAAACAAGUGGCGGACUCUUGCCCUUUUCGGAAUCCUUUCAACCCUCUAUUAGUAGAAAAUUGUGUAAACAUACAGUUGAGAGUGAGGAUCCUGUAAAGUUCGUCGAAGGAAUUUUACAGGAACUUUACAGGAUGUUUCCUGGCAGCUUUGAUAGGCUAUACAGGAACAUAGUCGAGUACGCAGAUCGUGUAAAGCUCAUCGAAGGAAUUUUUUUGAAGUCAAAGCAACUCGUUUGAUGAAACGGUUGAAUUUAAGUCGUUCGUUGUGAAUUUAUCACGCGAUUCAAAUCAAAAUUUGUUUAAAUUAGAAUAUUGCCCAUCGUUGUUUCGAAUUGCAUAUAGUCGGUGCAAUUGAGAUUUGACGCGGUUAAUUAACGCUUUGACUACUAUUCUAUUUAAAAAGAGUUUACGAGAGAACUUUCUGUAAUAAUAUAUAUGUAUUAAUUGUUGGGAUUAACUUACGGAUACUUGGUGUAUCGAAAGCCUCAUCUAUUUCUUCAAAUUGAUCAUGGCAAGCGGAGAACCGACGAAAGGUUUCUGUAUAUAAAUGUUAGAAUUGGAAAGGCUGCGAAUUAGGUCUUGGUGGAUGAAGUGUUAAGAUUCACGAGGCGGGCAAGGGUCUCCGAGUAACGUUAAACAAAACAGACACAAAGUUCACGGCCAAUCGUGAAUGUCCUGGCGAAAGUUAAUCGAAUCGCUCGGUGACGAAAAAAAACAAAAAAAAACAAGCUGGACGUGUUUCAGUUCUGUGCGACACAUCUUUUCUCCAUCUUUUUUUUUUCUAUAUUUUUUUUUCUUGCUCUCUUUUUCGUUACGGCAGGACGUCUUUUUUUUCGAUUGCGUUUUAUCUAUUGGGAUAUAUAGGACACGCACAAACACACGCAUACACACGAACACACACGAAUCGAGAGAGUAUAUAUUGAUCUUUUUUUUUUACCCCUUGUAUACACCUUUUUUUCUUGUAUAUCGACGAUUAUAUCGAUGGUGAACGAUCAUGUUUAAUAAAUGUGCCUUGUGGACAUACAUAUCUUUUUGCUUGCCGGGUUGGUGGACUCUUACCCCUGAUUAUAUUACCCUCGCCUGGUGGUGGUAAUUUUCAUGGGCACGGGUGACUGUUAACGUCGUUCGAUUGAUUUUCUUUGAGGUGUCACUCUGUUGACUAUUUUUUUUUUUUUUUUUUUUUUUCAUAGCUAGGAGGAUAUGGAAAUUUCUCUUUAUAUUUAAAUAGAAAAUAUCGUAUAUUAAGUGCAAUUUCGUUUCAUGGGUACCACUGAAUUUAAACUUGGGUCCUUGCAGCCCCCUGUAUCCGCCACUGGACGUCCCGUUUCUCAUGGAUAUUCAUGAAAAUUACGACCACCGUACCCCUGUUACGUUCUAUACAUUUUUUUCCACUGGGCUCGCAGGUAUCUUUGGUGUCUACAGAUCAAGUUGGAGAUUUCUGUGUCGUAACUCUUGCCUCCCUCACUCUCUCUCUCUCACUCUCUCUCUCUCUCUCACUCACUCUCUAUUUAUUUGCUCUCGCUCACACAAUAGGUACUCUGUUUUUUACUCUCUCGGACUCUCGGUCUCUCUUUGUUGCUCUAGCUGUCUCUCCGUGCUCUCCUGCCAGGUAUUUUUUUUUUCUGUCUGUGUUGUACCACCUACCUACCCCAAAUCGUCGCCACGAUCCAUCCUCUUCCCUAACUUCAGCCCUUUCCAAAGGAACGGUCACGAGGUUCUUCGAGGGCAUAACAGUUUUUGUGUCGACAUUAACACAGCCAGCCCCUGUGAUUUGAUCUAACAAACGGUGCCUGACCAUCGAUACUCCGUAACCUAAUUCACAACGGGCAUUACGAUUAUACAGGGUUGUGUUCUGGAUGGGGAUCACUUCAGUCGGUGGAUUGGAACAAGCAUUGACGGAAACGGUUGCAUAUACAUGUAUGGGUGUACGAAAAAAUUGAAACUUCGAAAAUUAGCGAAAGCAACUUUCUUUGAGCCUUUUUUUUUUUUUUUUUUUUUUUUUUUUUUUUUUUUUUUUUUUUUUUUGAGAUAAUUUGCAAGGCAUUUACUUUGAUAUUUCAGGAUGAUGGCGGUGCCAAUCGUCAUCAAUAAACUGGGGAUCUCUAUGCAAAAUGAAAUCUUUGCAAACGUAUAUAAUAGAGUCAUAUACGAAUCUAAAUAGAAAUUUAUUUUACUUUGCGAAUAUUAUAACAUGAAACAAAUGCCUUAUAUGACCUUCUCCCCGACUUAUAGCCAUUGCUUUAUAUAUUUGAUAUUAUAAUACAUAGUAUAAAUAUGUAGGAUAAAUAUAUAGUAUAAUAUAAUAUUAUAUAAUUUACAUUAAUAUUAGUUUAAAUAAAAUAUUCGAAACAAAAAUGGUUAUAAUUCAGGAACAAGGUCACAUCAUAUGUUAAUAUGAAGUUUCUUGAUGAUUACAUGCCCCCAAUCCAUUGCUAAAGUGGGUUCCAUGAGAUUAUGACACACCCUGUGUAUCUGUUUACUUGAUUCUCUUGAAAUUCAGCGAAAUUGUGUUCUUCAGCUUUUCCACCGUGUUUGUUCCUUUCUUUUUAUUAAUUUAACGUGACCAGUUCUCCUUACGCUCUGUUCAACCCUCGGUGAACAGACUCCCUCUUAAUUUUACAACCCCUGUGUCUGCGAAUGCCUCGAUGCGAUACGAAUCCACGCUGAAGCCCGCCAAAACGUUUUUUUACAGUGUAAAUUAUAGAAUUGCGCUUGUAAAAAAAUAAGAUUCUUACCGAUUUAAUCUUAAUGAUUAUUUUAGUACUACGAUACGAACGCUGUUGCUUUAAAAACGUUCGUUUAGUUCAUCGAGGAUCGUACGCAAAAGGGCUUUUAAUGAGGAGAGAUGGGAGAGAAAGAGCGAGUGAGGUCUGAGAGAGGGAAGCAAGAAGAGAGAGGGAGAGUCUGAGUGAAUUUUUGGUGAUUUGGCAGAGGGGGCGAAAUCGCAAGUUGGUGCUACAUAUAUAUAUAUAUGUAGCAUACAUACAUACAUACAUAUAUAUAUAUAUAAAACAUACGUAUAUAUCGUGUUACAAUGGUGCAGUGUCGAUUGCUGUUUGGUAGCGGGAUCUACAAAUACUAACUUCUGUGCUUCCAGGUAGGCCAAGUCCAAAUCAUUAUUCCUCUGGAUGACGUGCUUUUCUACGGUCCGAGCGAGACGCCUAACUCUUCGGAGUCCCUAGAAAAAGCAAACACCUCAAACUGCGAGGUUCCGAUAUUUUUCCACUUACAAAAAAACUUACGUCGAACGAAAAAUUCGACAAGUUUCGCACGGACCGUAGAAAAUCAUCGAAUUAAUCGUGAAAUCGUGCAGGUUGCGGGAACGCGCAUAAAAAAAAAAGAAAAAGAGAUGAGACCAUGCGACGGAAUAUCGAAAUCAAAAUCAUCGAUCCACGAUCAGUGACGAAGAAGUAAAAACAUUUCUUAUUACAUCUCUCUGCACGAUGUCAUCGACCACGAAUCGUGGUGUGGUUACAUAGUUGGGUACUCUUCUUAUGUUUGUACAUACAUAGAAUC